AUGUUCAGCCACGAUAGAUUCGAUAUCGGCAGUUGUGAAGCUCCGAGUUUCCGCGCCAAACCUCCGACAUCUCAAAAACGACCAUCACCAACUUCCCAAGUAAAUUGCGGCCGGAACAAAGAGGCGCAAACGCUCAAGACUUUGAAGGUUGGGAUUCUUAUUCCCUGCUGGGCCGGUCGGAGACAGUUUACGCCACUCACCGAUAGGGAAGCCAAGGGCAAAACAUGGACGUCAAAUGACACCAAAACAUCUGUGGUCUUUGGACGGACGCCUUUUAAGGCUUCUACAUCACAUAAAGGUCCCACCAGGGCUUCCGGCCUGCCAUGCGAAGAAAAAAUGUAUAAAUCGAUUCGACUCCGCCCUCAUAUGCAGGAAGAGAGUCAAAUUUUUUAA
Molecule: messenger RNA, 393 nt
Organism: Paracoccidioides lutzii Pb01
Exons: 2
Coding region: 1-393 (130 amino acids)
Source: RefSeq, a predicted model, not a curated record